UAAAGAAAAUUAAAACAGUAUAUUGACAAAAUUUUUUUUUUUUUGCAUUUUAACAAGUAACAAAACCCUAAAUAACAAUAGUCAUCAGCUCAGUCAGGUUCAAACAACUAUAUCACAUACAAUUUGGACUCGCACCGAUAUCAUAUCAACGCAGACGGAGUUUUGAGCAAGUCAUCUUCCAGGAAGCUUAUAUAAACUCUUUUAGAAGGAAAACACCGUCUCUGAAAGAAAGAAAAAACCAUUACUUCAUUCUCUUUAAGUACUGAUACUGGGAAUUAAUCCAAAAACAUGAGUCGAGGAAGUGGAGGUGGAUACGAUCGUCACAUCACUAUUUUCUCCCCCGAGGGGCGUCUCUUUCAAGUCGAGUAUGCUUUCAAAGCUGUUAAGGCUGCAGGGAUAACCUCGAUUGGUGUCCGAGGAAACAAUUCUGUCUGUGUCGUUACUCAGAAAAAAGUUCCGGACAAACUCUUGGACCAGACAAGUGUAACACAUCUCUUUCCCAUCACAAAGUACCUCGGUUUACUGGCAACUGGCAUGACAGCUGAUGCUAGGACACUGGUUCAACAAGCAAGAAAUGAAGCAGCCGAGUUUCGCCAUAAAUAUGGAUAUGAGAUGCCUGUAGAUGUGUUGGCUAAAUGGAUUGCAGACAAGUCACAAGUCUAUACUCAACAUGCUUAUAUGAGACCACUUGGAGUAGUUGCUAUGGUCUUGGGUAUUGAUGACGAAAAUGGGCCUCAGCUUUACAAAUGUGACCCUGCUGGUCAUUACUUUGGUCACAAGGCCACAAGUGCUGGAUUGAAGGAUCAAGAGGCAAUUAAUUUCUUGGAGAAGAAGAUGAAGAACGACCCUUCAUUUACCUAUGAGGAGACAGUUCAGACUGCAAUUUCUGCCUUGCAAUCAGUUCUUCAAGAGGAUUUUAAGGCAACUGAGAUUGAGGUUGGAGUGGUGCAAAAGGACAAGCCAGAAUUUAGAGUUUUGUCAACUGAGGAAAUUGAUGAGCAUUUGACUGCCAUCAGUGAGCGUGAUUGAGUUAAGAAGGAUAUGACUCUUAAGACUUUGUGAUGUUCAAUUAAAUCAUGUAUACUUAUUGUCUUGAUUCACUAAAUAUACAUCCUUAUGAUAUUUGAGUAUCACUGAUGUUGAAGACUGUA
Molecule: messenger RNA, 1151 nt
Organism: Lathyrus oleraceus (garden pea)
Lineage: Eukaryota; Viridiplantae; Streptophyta; Magnoliopsida; Fabales; Fabaceae
Product: proteasome subunit alpha type-6
Exons: 10
Coding region: 289-1029 (246 amino acids)
Biological process (GO): ubiquitin-dependent protein catabolic process
Cellular component (GO): proteasome core complex; proteasome core complex, alpha-subunit complex
Source: RefSeq, a predicted model, not a curated record